GGGCGCGCUGUAUAUUUACUGUCCUCGCCUGCUACUUCCUUGUUCCCCCAGCGGGCCAGGUGCGGCAAACCACCCUGCGGACACCGCACCUGGCCCUGCGGAUGUCAGAGGAAGAGGAGGAGAUGCGGCUGCUGUCUGGCCGGUCCCCGUGCAAACACCCCCCACUGGCACCAGCAACCCAGAGCUGCCGCCCCGUCCCGCCGCUUGGCACCUGGGUGCCUGGCUUGGGGGCAGCCGCAGCGUCCCUGGCUCUGGUGGCGUGUGAUGCCCUGGGUGCCAGCCAGAUGCCAGGCGCCUGCAAGACUGCCCAAGGGAACUGCACCCGUUUCCCGUUCUUCUCGGACUUCAAGGGCCAGAACAGGGUGGCCCUGAGCGCCCUGGAGACCGCCGUCCUCUCCUGCAUCUUCCUGGUGUCGCUGCUGGUCAACAUCUGCGCCAUCUCGCUGCUGGCCAGGACGAAGAAGUUGCGCACCGCCAACUACCUGGUGCUCAACCUCUUCUGCGCGGACCUGCUCUUCAUCAGCGCCAUCCCCGUCAUCCUCGUGGUGCGCUGGACCGAGUCCUGGGUGCUGGGGGAUGUCGUCUGCCACAUGCUCUUGUACGUGAUAAGCCUCAGCGGCAGCGUCACCAUCCUGUCGCUGGCGGCGGUCAGCCUGGAGCGCGUGGUGUGCAUCGUCCGGCUGCGGCACACGGCCCGCUUCAGCUGCAAGCUGCUGGCCGGGACCCUGCUGCUCAUCUGGGGGGUCUCCGCCCUCGCCACCCUCCCGCUCUGCCUCUUCUUCAGCGUGGAGCCCCUGCUCAGGCACGGCGAGGAAGUUCAAAUUUGCACCUUGGUUUGGCCCAGCAUUGCAGGAGAAAUCUCUUGGGACGUAACAUUCACCUUUGUUGUCUUUAUAAUACCAGGAUUAGUCAUUGUGAUCAGCUAUACAAAAAUUUUACAGAUUACAAAAGCAUCAAGAAGAAGAUUAAAUGUUAGUUUAGCCUACUCAGAAAUUCAUCAGAUCCGAGUCUCCCAACAAGAUUACAAGCUAUUUCGAACUUUGUUUGUGCUGAUGAUCUCUUUCUUCAUCAUGUGGAGUCCAAUUGUCAUCACUAUUCUCUUAAUUUUAGUUCAGAACUUCAAACAUGAUUUGAAUAUUUUGCCAUCAUUUUUCUUCUGGAUAAUGGCAUUCACUUUUGCCAACUCUGCCGUCAAUCCAGUUUUGUAUAACGUUGCCCAUUUCAGACAUGAAUGGCGGCAGUUUCUUUUGUGUUGUGCAGCUCUUCCUGGACGGAGAAUGACUAAUACAGAAACCACAGGAAGAAGAAAUGACCACAGAGAAUCGAAUUUAUCUGUAGUUUACAAAUAAGUCAUGUAUGAACUAUGUUUCAGCUGUUGCUUUGGCUGCUAAACCAUACACUUUCCCACACUGACCAGCUCACCAUUUUAUAAUAUUAUAUGCUAAAGAAAGCAGAUAAGAAAAGAAAUAUAUCUAUGGUUCAACUUCUACAAUCCUAACCCAGGCAAAAUUCUAUUGUUUUGGGAGUUUUGCCUGAGUAAAACUGCAGAAUUAAAUCCUAUCAGCCUAAUUCUCUUCUCACAAUGAUGUAAUCAGGAGUAACUUCACUGACAUUGGUGGAGGCACAGUAAUGUAAAACAAUGUAACUUCAGAGAAGAAUUGGGCUCUAUGAGGGCAGAUUUUCAGAUGGUGUAAAUUGUCCACUGACUACAGUAGAACCAUGACAAUUUACUGAGGAUAUGCCCCAGUUUUACUAUCCAUUUGCCAGUAAGAAUAGAAACAAACUUUUAAAAAUGGGUGUAAAAAGUGCACCCUCAAAAAUUUCCAUGCAGUCACUAAGCCCAUAAAAUAAAAAAAGGCAUUUGCAUGCAUAAAUUAGGUGACUGGCUGCCUGAACAUACUUUUGUGCAAACUACCUUUAUGCAUAAAAUGCCAAUCUGAGUAGGCAGAUGUGAUUUUUGCUGGUUCAAUGAGCGUAUGAUCAUUUUUGCUGGUGUGUCCUACAUUUGAAAAUUUGGUCCUUAGAACUAGUCAAUCUCUGGCACCAUUUUGCUGAAUUCAGCAAUGUUACAGUAGAUAGAAAUGUUUAUUUUUCUUAAGAGUGUAAAAACAGGGUCAUUACAAAUGGUGCAUUUUUACACCUCUUAAGUAUGAAUGUAAUAAAAUAAAGCUAUUCUGUGAUGUGAUCAAUGAACUUCCUUUUGUACUUAAAUACUACUUCGCUUUCCAGUGAAUCCAAUAAAGAAGCCACAAUAAGUCAAGAGGACUUAAGGCAUUUUAAAAUUAGAUAUUAGGGAUUUUUAAAAAUAUUUGCCUGCAAGGUUACUAGACAAAGUCAAAAACCAAUAAGAAAAAAACAAAAGAUUACAUACUUAAGUACCGCCAUCUGGAUUCCUAUUUCUAAGCAUUGCAGUAAAAUAAUAUUUUUGCCAAUAAAACAAUCAUCUUUUUAUAUUUACACAAUAUGCAUUCCCUGUUAUCCAUGUUUAUUAAAAGUUUCAUUGGUUUAUUGACAGGGUGAGCUACAGAGCUCAGAUAAAUAUAUUUUAAGUUUGAAUGAAGCUGCUUUAAAGAUCUACAACAAAACAGUCAAUUUGUAAACUUUACAUCCAUAUUGAUGUUACAUGAUUUGCUUCCAUAGUUUCAAAACUCCUUAAACGCAGAAUCCUGAAACAAAGAAAAUAAAAUUAAUGACAUUUCUAAACCAGCACUAGAAAGAUAAAAAUAUAUAAAAAUGUAUCAAAUUUAAAGUGUGGGUAAAUGUAUUUCCUUUAAAGUAGUCUUACACAUAUCAGUCUAUUAUUUGCAAUGUUAUUCUGCUCUUUAGAUCUGUAGCACAUAAUUCCAAAGGAUUUUCAACUCAGCAUAGGACAGGAAUUAAUCAGAUCUGUUCCAUUUGUUCCAGACAGUAAUGCUGAGGCAAAGAAGCAGCUAUAGCACAGAUCAAGCACAAGAACCAUUUCAAAUUAUAUUUAUCUAAGUAAGAUGUAUCGUACUUUUCAUUUAAGAUCACAAAAAAUGGCAGUAAUAGACUAUCUUAAUGUACAUACAUUUAUUUUCUUGUGAUUUUUGUUUUUAGUGUAUGCUGAUACAAGUUCAGGUUGCAAUGCCCUGGUUACAAUGAAGUAAUAGCUUGCUCUGCAAGCAGUCCUGUGGUCAAUAUAACUAUUUGUGAUAGUUUUAUUGUCAUUGGGAAUACGCACGGAGGGCAAAACUGUGAUACUCUUACCCACAAGCAGACCAUUGAUCUCAAGGUAGUAGCCCAACCUGACCCACAAUCAGUAGGAGAUUUAGCUUCAGAAAUGCAAGUUAAGUGGCAAAAAACACCAACAGCCUUUUCUCUAUAGCUUCUUUUGCUUGAAAAUAAAGAUAGUUUACCAAGAACUGCUAUUUAGAUAUAACUAUAUUUAUAUCAAGUCAAGACCUGUGUAAUUAGUAAUUUAUUUAUUGUGCACUUCAGCACAGUAUUAGUUUAAAAAGGCAAUGAAGAAUCUUUGGAAAAAGGAUUUAACUUGAAGAUAUGGUCCAGAAUCUAAACUGAAAGAGUCUGGACCACUUGAGGAUUACCUGUCUUGUCCAUUCCCUCUGGGGCACCUGGCAUUGGCCACUUCCAGAAGACAGGAUAUUGGGCUAGAUGGACCUCUGGUCUGACCCAGUAUGGCCAUUCUUAUGUUCUUAUGUUCCCUUCAGUGGGAGUUUUACCUCAGUAAGGCCUGCAUAACAACUGAGUAAGGACAUGAGGAUUUGGCCCGCUUGCGAAUAAUUCUGUAGUUCUUGCUAGCAAAACUAUGAGAUGCAGGGAGGCCUCUGUUCACGGAGAAAUUGAAUUUACAUGGACUUUGUAUGAAGAAUUUCCUAAUGCAGAUGUUUUGAUAGUCUUUUUUUUUUCUUUUAGCUCUUGUACAAAUAUGGACAAUCACUGUUCAUUGCUCCAACGUGUAUCUGUUUGGUGUGUAAGAAUCUGGCUCAACAAAACUAGGGAGUUCAGAAUCAAUUAAUGCUCUGGUAAAUGAUCCGGAGCUUUGUCUGAAUUGUGACUAUCAUGCCUGACUAGCGGAGGAGGUGCACAAUUGGCUCUAGGUCGCCAUGACACUUGAUGCUGGGGUCAUCUAGCCACCACUCUGCUCCCUAGCAUAAAAUAGAGCAGCCUCAGAGGAUCCAAAAUAUCAGUUCUCAUUCACAAAGAGCAUGGAAGCCAAAUCAGCCCUAGCAGACAUCUCCAACCACUACCCACCAUCUGAAAGAGCAGGCAAUGAGGAAAACAUGCAACCCAGUGGAGCAGAGUUAAGGUUUGUGUGAAAAGUGGGGGGUCUUCAGCUUUUACAAAGGGAGAGCAAUUAGUACUGGGGCAGAGUUAAGGUUGGUGCUGUAGUAUUAGAAGACAAGUUCCUAACAUUUGUAUUUUCAUUUUAUCAUUCAAUGUUCUAUUAAUGAUAUUUUUAGUAUGGAGGGUGUAUUUGCAACUUUAACUGUGCUUUUAAAAACUAUGUUUUGUGGAGAACAACUACUCUUUUAUGUGGAGAUUCUCCUGAGAUGUUUGUAGAUGUUUUGUCACAAGCUGUGAAUAUUUAUGAACUUAUUAUACGUUUUCUUUACAACUUGUAACUUCUUGCAAACAUUCACAAUUGAUUUACUAGUGUGCAAACAUUUCCUACACUUUCAUAUACAUUUAAUAGAAACA
Gopherus flavomarginatus (Mexican gopher tortoise) is the source of this 4680-nucleotide messenger RNA. RefSeq names its product free fatty acid receptor 4 (gene FFAR4). The transcript has 3 exons. The coding region runs from base 102 to 1349 and encodes 415 amino acids. Gene Ontology annotation, molecular function: G protein-coupled receptor activity; peptide binding. The record is from RefSeq and is a predicted model, not a curated record. Gene Ontology annotation, biological process: G protein-coupled receptor signaling pathway. Lineage: Eukaryota; Metazoa; Chordata; Testudines; Testudinidae. Gene Ontology annotation, cellular component: membrane.